GUGUGUGUGUGUGUGUGUGUGUGUGUGUGUGUGUGUGUGUGUGUGUGUGUGUGUGUGCAGACAGAGCCUCCUCUCAACACUCCAGAGAACAGGGAGUACUUGGCUGAGAUCAUGUUUGAGACGUUCAACAUACCUGGCCUCUACAUCGCAGUACAGGCGGUGCUGGCGUUGGCGGCGUCCUGGACAUCCCGGCAGGUGGGACAGAGGACUCUGACCGGCAUCGUCAUUGACAGCGGAGACGGCGUCACACACGCCAUCCCCGUGGCUGAGGGCUACGUGAUUGGCAGCUGUAUAAAACACAUCCCCAUAGCAGGGCGGGACAUCACCUUCUUCAUCCAACAGCUUCUUAGAGACCGAGAGGUGGGGAUCCCACCGGAGCAGUCUCUGGAGACCGCCAAGGCCGUGAAGGAGCGAUACUGUUACAUCUGUCCGGACAUCGUGAAGGAGUUCACAAAGUAUGACUCUGACCCAGGAAAGUGGAUCAAACAGUACCGAGGAGUCAACGCCAUCAGUAAGACCGCCUUCCACAUUGACGUGGGCUACGAACGCUUCCUGGGCCCUGAGAUCUUCUUCCACCCCGAGUUUGCUAAUCCAGACUUCAUGCAGCCUAUCUCUGAUGUCGUUGAUGAGGUCAUCCAGAGCUGUCCAAUUGAUGUGCGCAGACCGCUCUACAAGGUAAUUCACAAGGGUGUAAUCGUUACAAACGCACGUGGUUGUUAUAUCCCUUCGUGUAUUUGUGUAAAAACCACUGUGAGUUUUGGAUGAGUUCUGAUAAGUUAGUUCAGUUGAGUCCAGUUCAGGGUCGUUGGUGGGUGGGGGCGUCGAGCUGGAGCCCCUCCCAGCUAGUACCGCGGUACAACACACCCUGUACAAGUUCAGGGUCAAAGUCUGUGCACCGUGUAACUUAUAUUAAAGUAUCUUCAUCUGUGUUGCAGAAGCCACCAGCCGAGGUUCUCAGACUGUCGACCUCUUUGUGUCUCUGACAGUCAGAAGUGAAAGACGAGCUGUUUGUGAUGCUUUGCAGGCAGCUGGAGCUGUUCAUACGUAAACUCACACGUGUGUCGGGACGUGUUUCUGGAGCUAGCUUACAGCUAGCAUUCGUAGUUCUAAAAACUCUUUGAGUAAGAGUGAAGACAUCAUUUUGUCUGAGACCUGCAGAGGGCAGUU
Molecule: messenger RNA, 1167 nt
Organism: Neolamprologus brichardi
Lineage: Eukaryota; Metazoa; Chordata; Actinopteri; Cichliformes; Cichlidae
Source: RefSeq, a predicted model, not a curated record